Epinephelus fuscoguttatus (brown-marbled grouper) is the source of this 2729-nucleotide messenger RNA. RefSeq names its product ankyrin repeat and SOCS box containing 11 (gene asb11). Gene Ontology annotation, biological process: positive regulation of protein catabolic process; protein ubiquitination; intracellular signal transduction. The transcript has 7 exons. Gene Ontology annotation, molecular function: protein binding. The record is from RefSeq and is a predicted model, not a curated record. Bases 37 to 921 code for a protein of 294 amino acids. Lineage: Eukaryota; Metazoa; Chordata; Actinopteri; Perciformes; Serranidae.
AGUUGUGGAGAAGUCUUUUGUUGUUUCAUUGUCAUCAUGGCUGCUGUUCAGACUGAGGUUUCCCUGUCCUCACAACCCUGGCAGAGGCCCCUGUACAUCUACGGGGGGUUGGCAUGCAACUCACUGAUGGCUGACUUCUGGUCCGACAGAACUCCUCUCCAUGAAGCCGCCUACCAAGGCAGACUGCUACACCUGAGAAGCCUCAUCGCUCAGGGCUUCCAUGUAGACACACUCUCCAUGGACAGAGUCUCCCCUCUCCAUGAAGCUUGCCUCGGUGGACAUUAUGCUUGUGCUAAGUUCUUGGUGGAAAACGGUGCAAAUGUGGAGGCAGUAUCAACAGAUGGCGCCACACCUCUCUUCAACUCUUGCAGCAGCGGGAGUGCUGCUUGUGUGAGGCUCUUGUUGCAGCACAGUGCCUCCGUACACACCCCCUACCAGCUGGCAUCACCCAUCCAUGAGGCUGCUAAGAAAGGUCACAGGGAGUGUCUGGAGCUGCUGCUGUCGUAUGGAGCUCAUAUUGACGUGGAGCUGCAAGUGGUGGGGACGCCGCUGUACUCUGCCUGCAUGGCCGGGUCUGCAGCCUGUGUCAGGAUGCUGCUACACUCAGGAGCAGAUGUUCAGAUGGGGUGUGGGCAGGACAGUCCUUUACAUGCUGCGAUUCGAGGUGGAGAAGCAGAAGUUGUGGAUCUUCUGCUGGAUUUUGGGGCCGAUGGGUGUCGUCGGAACCCUGAGGGUAAGACCCCUCUGGAUUUGUCAUCACCCAACAGCGCAGUGAGAGUUGCACUGCAGAACAAAGGUCCCUGCUCUCUGUCUCAGCUCUGUCGGUUCUGUAUACGUCGAAGUCUGGGGAGGAGUCGUCUUCACAGAGCCUCGGGCCUCUUUCUCCCACACAGCAUCAAGGACUUCCUCCUCUACCAAUGAGACGUCUCUGCCCUGCCACCGUGGCUCUUUGUUUGCUGCAUCGACUGAGCUGUCCUUCAUGUUUGUACCUUCUGUCCCUGACUAACAUGAUGCAGGGAAAAAAAGAUUUCCGCAUUCAGAGAAUGGGACAUAGUGAUCUGUAUUUUAUUAAUCGGUUGCUCUUAGAAUUAUAAUUGUUAUUAACAUAUUACUCAAAUUCAAUUCAGUUCAGUUUCAUUUAUAGAGCCCAAUAUCACAAAUCACAAUUUGCAUCACAGGGCUUUACAAUGUACAAUAUGUUUUCUGUCUGUGGACCCUCACAGCAGAGAAGGAAACUCCCCCUAAAAAACCCUUUAACAGGAAAAAACUCAAAUUAAAUGCUUUUGAUACAAGCAUUGGAAGUAGCAUUCAUAUUGCUGUACCUUUAUUGUGUCAAGUUUUGUAUUUUUAAACCUUUAAUGAAGUUAUUACCAUUUUUACUUUUUUUACAAAAUGUAUUUAAAGGGAAACUUCACUGACUUUACACACCAAAGUCAGUUUACAUGUGUUGGAUAGUGCAAGUGCAUAUGCAGAAAUAGCUGUAUAAAGCUUUUUGUGGCUCCAGAGAGAGUGGCUCAUAGUUUCACAUGUUGCCUCAAGUGAUGUCACUAGAGUCAAUAAAGACGACAAGUAUCACAAUAAAAAAUAAUCUUUGUGUGUGAGGAGUCAGAAAGAGGUGGUCUCACCAGACCUCAGUAGCUCCUCCUCAUCUCUGCUUGAAGCUAGUGAGGCUACAUUAGCUGCUAUUAGCAUACCAAACGUAACACCUGACUCUCCAACAGAACUGGUUGGUUGAGUUGCAUUGUGGGUAACGUAGGUGAUAAGAAGGAUGUGUGGGAUAAAAUAGACAAUAUCUGUUUCUGCUGCAUCGGUUUUGAUCAUUUUUUACGUACAAAGCCAAAACUUGUGUAAAAUAUUGUCAUACAGGAUUCACAAAAUAGUAUAAGGUGUAAAUCCGUGUAUCCACAAAAACUAAAUACUGUAUUUUGUAAAAAAAAGUAUUUUAACAAGAUGAUUGUAAUGUUUUGUAUUCUUUGGUGAUCCUCGUGUGAGAACACCUCCCUCCCACCAUUUGUGUGUAAAUAAAUAUAAUGCAGGUUGUCUUCAUGUUUCCAUAGUGUUAUAAUUCAUUAGUUGGUAUUUUUACUGUUAGCCUGUUAGUUGGCUCCCGUUUCCACAUUUGGUGUUGGAGGCAGCAAAAGGGGUUGCGGGUUCACUUUGAGUGGACUGCAAGUGACUUGAGAACACAUCACUUUUUUUUGAAGUACAGUAAAUUUCUGGCACAGAGCUUUUAUUUUGCAGCACUAAUACAGCCUAGCUUUCUCACUCUCUCUUACUGUUAAUGUUAACUACAGCCAUUCUGCUGCUCUCAUCAAGAAAGGAAAAAUACCCACUGUCACGUCAUUGCGUCGUCAUAUUCAUCUUUUAAUACACAUUUUAAGUCUCUGCACCCAGUGUCACUUUUCCCUGUGGUACAGAAAAUGGUAUUGAAUAUCAAUACUUUGUGGGGCAUUGUAGAGAAGUUAGAAAUUUCAGUGCUGGGACUCUGUUCAGCUCUGGUAGUUUCCAGCUACGCUCCUCCAGGUGGUUCCUUUUUAACGUACUCUGGGUUUUAACAGAUCUGGGGAAAACUGCAUUCUCCUGCUCUGCACCUUGGACAUGGAACAAUCUCAAAAAGAUUUAAAAUUAGAAACACUUAUAUUAAUUGAUGAAUUUAAGGGCAUCAUAAAGAAUGUGGUGAUAGAGACAUGAGCUUAUUUUUCUUGAGAGGCCACUAUGUUUGAAUAGUU